UCAUAAUUCUUAUAAUCAUUAAAUCUUAUAUUGCAUUUUGCAAAUAUCUUUAUUUAUGGAGCCAUUCAUUUUUAAUGAUAUUAUAAACGAAUGGGCUUGUUUGCAAUGGAAUCCAACUUAUAUCUUAAAUAAUAUUUCCAAUACAAAAGCUAGGCUUGGAAAUUUUGAAAUGCAUAUUAAUGCAACUAAUCUUUGGGAAAAUACCUGUAAAUAUUAUGAUAUCUCAAAUUCAAAUUGUCGUCAGAUGUUUUUGAAUAAACCUGUUAAACAUGGGAAAAAUUUGCCCUUUGCUUAUAUUGCUUACAAAUAUAUGAACUUUUUAUUUAAAGACAAGCCACAAUUUCUUGAGGCAGUAGAUUGGACCCCGUUUGGAUUUAUGAAUAGGAAUGGUGAACAAUCAACAUUUUGGAUGGGUACUCAAGGGUCUUACACCCCUUGUCACUAUGAUUCAUAUGGUUACAAUUUAAUAGCACAAAUUCAUGGCCAACUCAAGCAAUGUGCCCAAUUUUGUUGCAUUUAUAACAAGUGGCUUCUUGAAAAGACAAUUUUUCCUUCUAUGGUUUUCACCACAGGAGUGGCAGGGAUUAGGAAGCUUUGGAUAAUGUUUCCGCCACGUGACACAAUUAAUUUAUACCCAACCCGCAUUCCAUACGAAGAGUCUUCGAUAUUCUCUAAUAUAAAUCCUUUAUUCCCAAAUUUAAUCAAAUAUCCGAAUUUUAAAAAAUGCAAACCAUAUGCAUGUAUUUUGUCUCCAGGACAAGUUCUCUAUCUACCUCAUCAUUGGUGGCAUAUGGUGCUUUCUAUAAGUGAAUGUCCUACAAUAUCAAUAAACACGUGGAUCGAAAUGCCAGAAGAUAAAAUUGAAAGGAUUAAUGAGGCUCAAGCUAGAAUCAUUAUAUCUUCGUUAAUGCUACAACUUGAUCCAACCGGAAAAUUUUGGAUUAAUUCUCCAGAUGACCCCCUACCAACACAUGUAGGAAAUAUGGAACUAUAUAAAAAUGCUAAAGCCGAUAAGCAAUCAAGCUGCCCAGGUGAAGAUAUAUCUGAAGAAUUUAAUAAAAUCUUGUGCCUUAACAUCCAGAAAAAGGAUAAAUAUGAUCUUUUUAGAUUUGAAACUCUGGAUCCAUACUUGGAAUUUAUAAAAAUAAUUUUUAAAGGCAAGAAAUAGGUAUAGACUAAUCCAGGGGCGAAUUGGUGACACUUCAGUUUCGUCAGUAAUUUUUUAAUGGCCUCAUUAUUAUAGCUGUAUUCCCCUCCCUCAUACCAUUUUAUUUUGCGGACUUUUGGUCCCCUUUUACCUGGCCUUCUCUCCCCCUUCUAGUACUUUAACCAUAAAAAAGAAACGUGUUACCGUUACUCGUUACCUUGUCAAAAGGAGGCGUUACUCGCUAUUCAAAAAAAUUCAUUCUUUACUUAAAAAAUAUUAAAUAUUAUAUCUAAAUUUUCUUUUUAUUUAUUUUUUUCCCCAUAGAUCUGAAUUAAUUUUUUAUAAAAUUUUCAAAAAAUAUAAUAAAAUGGACCCCCUCUAAGGAAAAUUCCUAGCUACGCCACUGCGUACAACUUAUUUCUUUUUUUUUCUACUUGUUUCUUUUGUUUUCCCAUCCUUUAUUUUGUUAUGAAAUUGAUAUAUUAUACCUUAUUUUUAUAUUGCAUUUGAAACUGGUUCUUACCAGUUUCAUGAAUGAUUGUAUCGCGAUUAAAUAACAACUUUUUUUUUCCUUUUUGUUUUAAAAAUUAUAAAGGUUGAAAACAAAACACCUUUUUGGAUCAUUAAUUAUUUUCGUUCGUUUUGUAAAUUGAUAUUUUUUUGAAAUUUUACUUUGUUGAAUAAACUUCGAAUAUUAUUUUAACUACGUUGUCCAAGUGAUUCCAGGACUAAAUCGAUAAAACCCGGCCCCCUGGAUCCCGUCAUCGAUUAUCCCGGACCCCCGAUCACGGACUGUAUUUUUCCCAUUCAGACUAGGGAACCCAUCGGUCCAAAUAUUACAGUUACAUAUAUUUUUUGAUUGAUAUUUUUCUUUUUGAUCGGUAAUUUUUUUAUUUUUUGUGUUAUAUGUUUUUUUAUGAAAUUUUUUUAAAUAUAUUUUUUUGAUUGAUAUUUUUUUUAAAAUUUAUAUUUGAUAUAUAUUUUGAUCGCUAAUUUUUUUAAUUUUUGCUUAUAUGAUUUUUAUAAUAAAUUUAUAUUUGAUAUAUCUUUUG
Gordionus sp. m RMFG-2023 is the source of this 2199-nucleotide messenger RNA. RefSeq names its product HSPB1-associated protein 1-like. NCBI's taxonomy places the organism in Eukaryota, Metazoa, Nematomorpha, Gordioida, Chordodea, Parachordodidae. Bases 56 to 1168 code for a protein of 370 amino acids. The transcript has 10 exons. The record is from RefSeq and is a predicted model, not a curated record. Gene Ontology annotation, molecular function: 2-oxoglutarate-dependent dioxygenase activity.